Messenger RNA from Frieseomelitta varia, 2008 nucleotides. It is a transcript of the gene Kat60, whose product is annotated as katanin p60 ATPase-containing subunit A-like 1. Gene Ontology annotation, cellular component: microtubule cytoskeleton. The coding region runs from base 134 to 1651 and encodes 505 amino acids. Gene Ontology annotation, molecular function: microtubule severing ATPase activity; ATP hydrolysis activity; ATP binding. The record is from RefSeq and is a predicted model, not a curated record. NCBI's taxonomy places the organism in Eukaryota, Metazoa, Arthropoda, Insecta, Hymenoptera, Apidae. The transcript is spliced from 11 exons. Gene Ontology annotation, biological process: microtubule severing.
ACAUGAUAAAAUGGCGACUGCCAUUAACAAAUUCGAGUAAAUUAUAUGGUAUAUAGCUGUGUUGUUUAGUAGUUUUUUUUUUGACAAUUACGCGAUAAUUCAAUUAUUUCUUCUAAUUUAUAGCAUAUUAAUCAUGGCAGUUUCAAUCAAUGAAAUUUGUGAAAAUACUAAACUGGCUCGUGAAAUGGCUUUAACUGGGAAUUAUGAUACAUCUGGAGUUUAUUACCAAGGUGUUGUCCAACAAAUUCAUCGGUUACUUGCAAGCAUUGCAGAUGCUACACGGAAAGCUAAAUGGCAGCUUGUACAACAUCAAAUUGUUCAAGAAUUUGAGAAAGUAAAAGCAACUUCAAAUACUUUGCAACUUUUUAAAGUUGAUACGCAUGGAGAAAGAUUAUUAGGUAGUUCGUGCUUGUCAUUUGAAGAACCUACAAGAGAUCCAACUCUGUGGACAUAUAAUAAUUCAGACAGUUCAUGGAAUCAAACACCAGCAAGAGAUCCAGAUGUAUGGCCUCCUUUAACACCUGCUGAACAGAAAAACGUUCGACCAUUAAAAAAUCAACCAAAACAACAAAAUCGAAUAAGUGUACGAAGAUCUGUAACUACUGGGAAAAGGCCAGAUGCCAAAAUUGCCAAAAAGGAUGAUAGAAAAGCACCAAGGAAAGAUGAUGCAAAUAAAGAAAAAUUGGAAACUGAAAAAGUAGAUGUAGAAGUAGAGGAACGGAAAUUUGAACCAUCUGGAAAUGAUAGAGAUUUGGUUGAUUUAUUAGAAAGAGAUAUUGUUCAAAAAAAUCCAAAUAUUCAUUGGGAUGAUAUAGCUGACCUACAUGAAGCAAAACGAUUGUUAGAAGAAGCUGUUGUUCUUCCAAUGUGGAUGCCAGAUUUCUUUAAAGGAAUUCGUCGUCCUUGGAAAGGUGUACUUAUGGUUGGUCCACCAGGAACUGGAAAAACAAUGCUAGCGAAAGCAGUAGCUACUGAAUGUGGAACAACAUUUUUUAAUGUAUCAUCUUCCACAUUAACUUCGAAAUAUAGGGGAGAAUCAGAAAAACUUGUUCGUCUUCUUUUUGAAAUGGCCAGAUUUUAUGCACCUAGCACAAUCUUCAUUGAUGAAAUUGAUUCUCUAUGCUCUAGAAGAGGCUCUGAGUCUGAACAUGAAGCUUCACGACGAGUAAAAUCUGAACUUUUAGUCCAAAUGGAUGGUAUAAGUUCUAAUAGCGAAGAUCCAAGUAAAGUUGUAAUGGUAUUAGCAGCAACAAACUUUCCGUGGGAUAUUGAUGAAGCUCUUCGAAGACGGUUAGAGAAACGUAUUUAUAUUCCAUUACCAAAUCAUGAAGGUAGAGAAGCGCUGUUGAAAAUUAACCUGCGCGAAGUAAAAGUGGAUUCAUCUGUAAAUUUAGCGGAUAUUGCAAGAAAAUUAGAAGGUUACUCUGGAGCAGAUAUUACAAAUGUUUGCAGAGAUGCGUCUAUGAUGUCAAUGCGGAAAAAAAUAGCAGGUUUAAAACCUGAUCAAAUUAGACAAUUACCGAAAGAAGAACUGGAUUUACCCGUAUCUGCUGCAGAUUUUGAUGAAGCUGUUGAAAGAUGUAAUAAGAGCGUUUCUCAAGAAGAUUUAGAAAAAUAUGAAAAAUGGAUGAGUGAAUUUGGCUCAUCUUGAUAUCAUUCUACCCAAAAGAUAUAAUUUCGCAAAAGGUUACUUAUUUAGGUGAAGAGUGUUUAAAUUUUUUAUUUAUAAUUAUUAAUAACCAGAAUAUAGUAAUUGCAUCAUAUUUAUCAGUACUAUAUUAAUCGAUUUUUUCAUAAUUUUCUAAAAACUAUACGAUUUUAUAAUAUAUUAUCCGAAGAAAAUUGCGUAAAGUAUGUAAUACUAUAAAAUAACUCUUUUAUGGAAUAAUGCAAUUUAAUAUUGUGUUAUUAUCAGUUGAAUUAUUAAACUAAAAUAGAAAAGAUAACAUUAAAGUGCUUUUAUAAUCCAUAGAUUUUUAUUAUUUUUAUAGUCUGAGUCAGUCAUUGU